Messenger RNA from Coregonus sp. 'balchen', 2954 nucleotides. The record is from the annotation of a GenBank genome assembly. Lineage: Eukaryota; Metazoa; Chordata; Actinopteri; Salmoniformes; Salmonidae.
AUGGCUGUCAAAACAACAAUAUGUUUCUUGCGGAGGUCAUGUCCUUGUAAUCUUUUAGGUACAUUACCUAUGCAGCCCUUAUCAGCGAACGGCAGUCGUCGAUGCAGUUCAAGUCAACCAACCAAACAAGGGAAUUCAACUAGAAAGGUGCGUGCGUCACUAACUAACUAGCUAGUUAUAUGAACUCCAAAUGUUUCAUGGGAUUGGGUUGAUUACAAUGAUUUGUCAUCAAUUAAUUGAUUUCGUGUGCUUAUUACAUGUCUCUGGUCUGAAUCUCAACCUAGACUGGAAACCGGACGUUGAAUUGAAUUGAAUUAUAUGUCGGGCAUAAAUGAGCGUUUGGAUCAGGAGAGUUUCCUCUCACGACCUCUACAAGCCAGAAAAUGGAAUAAAAUGAUAUUUUAACUGACCUUACUGGUUGUCCGUGCAGUUGGUCAUUUUGCAGGUUGGAAUGUGAGACAAUAUAUCUACAGGAAUGUAUAAUUACAUCAACUUUUCAAAGCGCUGGUAGUGCAUUCAGAUUUCUAUCACCUGAAGCAUGCACACAAGAUGAAAAUACUUGCACGAGACGCAUGCAUGCUUGCCGAACUCGUCCACAUGUUUACAUGGUUCUGCACCUGCACGUGUUUACAUAGAACUAGCUAGUAACAGCACUCUUCUUGGUUGAUGAGAAGAAGCAUAUUCUUACUGCUAGUUACAAGUCAUACCAUCAUCAUACACAACAGGGCAACUUCCUGCUUACAGAAAUAUUUGCCAAGACUACCACUAUUGCCUCUUCCUAAUGUGGACAUGCCUCAAGGGAGGCUGCAAAUUGGUAAGGUGCUGGCAGAUUUGAAUUCAAAUGUGGAUUUCUCUAUGCAGGAAGUCACUCUGCUGUGUAUGAUUAUGUCAUAAAACAAAGCUAAAAUGUUGCAAGGAGCCAGCAGGCGAUACUGUCACCUAAUAACCAAACCCCCUAAAUAAGAAAAUUGCCUGGCUUCAAAUGUUGAAUUGAUAUGAGGGGAUGGUUAUAAGACAGCCAAGGUGUGAUACACUUUGCUGUGUACGGGCUGUUUAUGGAAGUAACAUUGAUUAGAAUGUUUGAUUUAUCUUUCUUUUUGAAACAGAGAUCCCAGUUCAUCCCAGCUGCUGACUCUAAGCACGACUGGAUUGGUCCCCCACAUAGGCUGUCAAACCUGCGGCCGAUAUUAUACCACAUCCAUGUGAAUGAGACUGAACUCAAGAGGCAGCUUAGAACCUUGAGGCAAGAGACGAAGGAUUGGAACCAUGCAUUCUAGACAAAUCAGAACAUCACUUUCAACAAGGUUGGCAUCCUCAAUUAUUCAUUGACUCAACUCAGAGGCACCUAAAGAAGUAGUGCACUGAGCCUCACACAUUAUUUACUACUUACCUCAGCUGUUGUUGAUAGUUUUACGUUUUACUAGUCGUAUGUACAGGAUACAUAUGGUAUACACCGUCCAACUAAAUGCUUACUUGCAGGUUCCUUCUCGACAAUGCAACAACAAUAAGAAAUAAUAAAAGAGAAGAAUACGAACAUGAAGUAAAUGUCUCAGUAGAAUAGAAUAAACAUGUUAGUAUAAUACAGGAAGGCACAAUUUAUAGUCCAAUAUUUACACGUGUUUUGGGGAAGGGGGGAUUGGGGGGCAAGUGUUUAAAUUGUACAGUAUUUAGCAAUAAUAAUAAGAGUCUGGUAGCAGCAGUUGUGAUGUGUGUGUGUGUGUGUAGCAUGAAUGUGUGUGUGUUUGUGGAUGAGUGUAUGUUUGUGUGGGUGAGUGAGUGAGUGUAUGUGUGCUAAGGUGUGGAGAGUCAGUGCAGGUGGUCAGUCCAGUUCAAGUGUUCAGCAGUCAGAUUGCUUGGAGGUAGAAACUGUCUCUGAGCCUGUUGGUAUCAGACCUCAUGCUCCGAUACCGUCUGCCCGACGGUAAGGGAGUGAACCGCUCGUGGCUGGGGUGUGUGGGGUCCUUGAUGAUGAUGCAGGCCUUCCUCAGGCACCGUUUUGAGUAGAUGUCCUGGAUGAGUGGGAGCCCGGUCCCAGUGAUGUCUUUGCCACUCGCUGGAGGGCUUUUUCAACAAUCAACUCCUUUGUUUUGCUGACUUUGAGGGAGAUGUUGUUGUCCUGGCACCACAAUACCAGUUCACUUACCUCCUCGCUAUAGGCUGACUCGUCCUUGUUGGUUAUUAGGCCUACAACUGUGGUGUCAUUUUACAUUUACAUUUAAGUCAUUUAGCAGACGCUCUUAUCCAGAGCGACUUACAAAUUGGUGCAUUCAACUUAGGAUAGCCAGUGGGACAACCACCACUGGGGGAGGGGGGGUGUAGAAGGAUGGGUUAUCAGCAAACAUGAUGAUGGAGUUGGUGUCGUGCAAAGCCACGCAGUCAUGGGUGAACAGGAAGUGCAGCAGAGGGCUGAGGACACACCCCUGGGGGGGCCCUGUGUUAAGAGUCAGUGUGGAGGAGGUGUUGUUGCCAAUCCUCACAACCUGUGGUCUGCCUGUCAGGAAGUCCAGGAUCCCGUUGCAGAGGGUGGUGUCCAGACGCAGGGCUCUGAGCUUGGUGUCGAGCUUGGAGGGAACAAUAGUGUUGUGAUACACUUUUACUGUGUGUUUCUUGGUUAUUUUACUUAAUUUCAGCAGCCUCUGUCUAGCAUAAGCCUCCUUGGACCUUAAAUGAAAUGUCCUAUGUAGUAACAGCCAAGCUAAGCAGGAACCUAUUAGAAAAUGUGUGUUUUGAGUGAGGUAUAAUAAAUAUAGAUAACACACCAGAGGGCAGCACUGCAUUGUUUGUCAAAUAUUGAGGUGAAUAUGUUAUACAGUAACGGUACUGUAGUAGUGUAUUCAUUUUUUUUUUUACUGUGUGAUGUGUUCUAAGGCUAUUUCUGUUUUCCCAUUUAGGAAAAAGAUACCUUCAUCCUCUCACAACUCAAGGAGAAUGUAUUGACUGAGAGAGAUGAGGAA